Messenger RNA from Owenia fusiformis, 879 nucleotides. Lineage: Eukaryota; Metazoa; Annelida; Polychaeta; Sabellida; Oweniidae. The record is from the annotation of a GenBank genome assembly.
AUGGAAUAUCACCUUGAACCAAACGAGGGAAAACAAGUUGUUACUGGUGGGACGGUAUCACUGGCCGUUAGGUCCAGAAUGAAUUGUUUUGUCGCUUGUCUGAAGAGCUCCAUAUGUAUGUCGUCCGGAUAUAACAAGUACACAAAAGAAUGUGAAUUAUACGAUGAAGUCUCAAGUGAGAUUUCAGCACAAGGAUGGACUGUCACAACUACAGUUAAAUAUGGAGAAUCAGAGUCGUUGCCGGGAUUAACUUGUUCGGAUAUUCAACAACGCCGUUCAUCGGAGAUGCUACCAUCGGGGGUAUAUUGGGUGACACUCGGUGAACCCGGGGCAUUCCAAGUCUAUUGUGACAUGGACACAGAUGGUGGUGGUUGGACACUUGUUUGGACGUACAAGUUUACUAAUUAUGCGUCUUUUGCAACAAGCAGUAACGCAGUUACUCCACGACCAUCGUGGGAUGUCAGUCCUUUCACAGCAUCGAGCUCUCCGAUCUCUACCACCCCGCCUCUUACUGAGCAGGAUUUAGGAGCUCUCGAAUUCGCAAAAUGGAAACAAAUCGGGAGUGAAUUUAUGGUUAAGUCAAACAUCAACCAAUGGAUCGCAUGUACGCCAAAUAUUGGAAGUCUCGUCGAUUGGGCAACGGGGUCACUGACUUGCCGCAUGGUGAAGGUCAUCGCAUCAGGCCAUUGCACGACAGCUGUACCAACCAGAUUAUCUUUCUGGAAUUUUGGCCCCUCUCUCGAUAAGACGUCGGCUUUUUACUACUUUGAUACGUAUAAUCUCAACAACUACCCAACCCAUGAUCCCUGUGGGACUAACUCUGGAAAUAAAUAUCUAACUGGAAUACCCAACCCCCGAGGCAAUAUAUUCAUUCGAUAA